Messenger RNA from Homo sapiens (human), 7309 nucleotides. RefSeq names its product shroom family member 1 (gene SHROOM1). NCBI's taxonomy places the organism in Eukaryota, Metazoa, Chordata, Mammalia, Primates, Hominidae. Bases 4096 to 6654 code for a protein of 852 amino acids. Gene Ontology annotation, molecular function: actin filament binding; myosin II binding. Gene Ontology annotation, cellular component: cytoskeleton. Gene Ontology annotation, biological process: actin filament bundle assembly; cell morphogenesis. The record is from RefSeq and is a predicted model, not a curated record. The transcript has 9 exons.
GAUGUCACCGCGCGGCUGCGACGGCCCAGGAGCGCGUCUCGGCGGGAGCCUCAGGUACGCGGCGGGGGCGGGGGAGCGGGAAGCGGGCGGCUGGGUCCGCUUCCCCCGGGAGGCCGGCGGGGCUGCGGGCGGACGGGGGUGAAGAGCGGGCGGCGAGGCGGUGGUCGCGGGGCAGCCCGGGCAUCGUUCGGCCGGGACGUGUCUGGCUCGGCGCCGCGUCAGGUUGCGCCAGUGGAGUCGGACCCCAGCGCGCCUCUCCCAGCUGCAGAGCUGCAGGGCGGAGAGGCGGCCCACUCUAAGCUGGCGGCGCGGCUCAGGGGCGCGGCUGGGCGCGCCGCGUGUGGCGCCGGCGGGCAGCGCGGUCUCACUCCGCCACCCUCCGCUCCUGCCCUUUGUCGCCAAGCAUCUGGAGAAGCCGGGUCCUUCCCUCCCGGGCUCGCGCUGUCCCCUGCGCGCGAUCCUUCCCCGACGGUGAACCCAACGGGAAAGGCCCAGAACUGCGCGGGGCUGCGGCCAUCUGCUGUCGAGCCGCUCCGCGUGUCUCUGCCGCCCCCUGCGGCCGCCGGGGCCUGCGCCUCUCUCCCUCCCGUGCCUCGGCUCCCAGAGAUUGAACCCCAGGUAACCGGGUCUGUCCACGCCCGCGGCCGCCUCUCCCCGGGUGUCGCCAGCUUCCUGCAUUUCCUGUGCAUGGCACGGAGCUCGGGUCUCCAGAGACUCUGCAUCUGGGGUGCAGCGACCGAUGAGCCCGUAAACCAGUCGCACACUCGGAGCGUGGAUGCUGCGUGGGGUGCGCUGUCAGCGCGGACAGGCUGGGAGAACGGGGGACGCUGGGGACAGGGAGAGCCGGUGAACUUCCCAGAACGUCCGCCUAGCCAGACCCAGCUGCGGGUACUGGGUUUUGAGACGUGGUCCAGUACCCAGGAACUCAGUCUGACAGGGAGACAGCGCCUACACAGUGAGCCCAGUACUGAGGGAAGACCCGCUGGGAGGGGCGGCCUGGAUAGCCCCUCCACAGAGAGGUCAGAUGUGAGGUGGCCUUGAGGGAGGUAUGAUGUAAAUCCUGAUCAUUCGUUGUAUUUGAGGCUGUCCGUUCUCCUGUGCCUCCUCGGUCGCCUUACUUGGAUCUGUUCCCAUUGCCUUGGUGUGAUUUUAUCCACCGGAAACUGUCUUCAGCUAUUUCCCCAGUAACCUCUAACUAAAAACCUGGGUCUUGCCUGGUCUACCCUCCCCUGCUGAACUCCAGAGCCACAUCCCAACUGCUGCCUGACUUGUCACAGACACCAUGAAGCCCAGACUGAAGGAGCACUGGCCCCCUUGACAAUUCCUCAGCCCCAGCUCCUCCUUUCAGACUGGUGCCUCCACCUGCCAGACCCCUAGCUUUGAAGGCCAAUCUCAUCUUCGUCUCCUUCCUCUCUGGCUCCUUCAUUCAGGUGACAAGUAUACAUCAAAUGCCCACCCCAACUCCCCCUCCCAGGACUCCAAUCUGGUGUCUUUCUAGCGGGGAGUCUAGGUUGCUCCCUCUGCUCUGGAGAGGCUUGGCAAAAUGCCUGCAGAGCUCCUUGAGCUCCACCUCUGAACUCCCUUUCAGCAGCCGGCACAGGCAUAACAGCCCAGCCCACAGGUACCACUGCCACUGAGGCAGGGACCCCUAAGGUAGGGCUACCCCCAGCCACAGGGGCUGGCUGGACUGCAAGAGGCUCCCUGCAGCCAGACAAGUAUGAAAAUGCCUUGUUGUUUUGUGCUGAGGCCCCCCAAAACACACCAAAGCAGCUGGGCCCUCUUGGCAUGGUAGGUUCUGCAAAGCACCCACUGUGAGGAGCCUGCGUGAACAUCAACCUGAUAGGGCCACCAGUGCAAAAGCAUCUUCAACAAGUUACAGUCAAUAAGGAAACACAUGUGUAGACACAUUUUUAUUGCCCAUUCAAGCUGUUUUUAUUUGCUGAAUUCAGAAUCCUUUAACAUAGUAACUCACAAAUAAGAUAGAUUUUCAUAGAUUUUCAAGACCUCUUUUGAGGAAACAUCUUGUGUUUGGUGAUCCCCAUCUGUAGCUGCAGCAAGCCAAAAUGGGCAGGAUGGGUGACAUGAGCUAGUGCUCCCAAGCUGGACUCAGAAAGAGUAGGAAGAGAAAGGGCUAAUGUCUGAGCAGUCGGGUGGGCUUCCUAGAUGAGGGGACUGUCCUCCCAGGAGCUGCUACUCAGAGUAGUUUCUUGUCCUCCUAAAGUUUAGAGUGGAAAUACUUUGCAAAAGAGGUCCCCAACCCUAAGUGUGAGGGCUAAGCUCCUGGGCUUAGUAGGCAUAUACAAAUGCCCCCAGGUGGGUGACAUCAAGAUGUUCUGGUCCUAGGUCUGCUGAGAGCCUCUCCUGGGAAUGUUGUAGGCACACCCACUCAACUCUUACCCUUGAUCCCCCUCCCAGGACCAGAAGGGAUUGAUUUCUGGUGAGUCCUGCCCCAAGCUGUGCUUGCCUGCUCUGUUCGUACCUAAUAUUGCAUGAGGAACCUGGCCAGUGUCUAUGGUGGCAAGUGCUUCACCCAUUCUGUCCUCUUCCCCAGAAAAGACUAAUAGGGAGGGAAGAAGCGUGCGCAGAAGCUAAGGAACUCUCUUCCUUCUCUACCAAGGCCACCCCUACAUCUACUCCCUGCAAAUCUGUUAUUUCCCUUGACAUUCAGCAAAUAUUUGGGGUUUUGUUUUGUUUUGUUUUGUUUUGUUUUGUUUUGAGACAGAGCCUCACUUUGUCGCCAGGCUGGAGUGCAGUGGCGCGAUCUCGGCUCACUACAACUUCCGCCUCCCGGGUUCAAGCGAUUCUUCUGCCUCAGCCUCCCGAGUAGCUGGGACUACAGGCGUGUGCCACCACGCCCAGCUAAUUUUUGGUAUUUUUAGUAGAGAUGGGGUUUCACGAUGUUGGCCAGGAUGCUCUUGAUCUCUUUACCUAGUGAUCCGCCCACCUCGGCCUCCCAAAGUGCUGGGAUUACAGGCGUGAGCCACUGCACCCGGCCCAAAUAUUUAACAUUGACUGUAUGCCAGGGACUCUGCUGGGCACUGAGAGUGCAGCAAUGAGGAAGAGCAGGGCCCAUUCUCAGGAAGCUCAGGGGUGGGAAUGGGAGGAGGGAAUCAGAAGCAAGCCAACAGGGACAGUGUGGGGUGGGGGUCAGCUCAGCACACUGUAGGAGUCCCAAAAAGUGAGGAGACCUCUAAGCUGAGUCCUACAGGAGAAGCAAGAAUAGAAGCAGGGCAAAGAUGGGGGUCGGCCCAUCAUUCCUAGACGAAAGGCAGAGUUUGAGAAGUGGGGGCCAGAUUAUUUUGGAAUCUGCCAAUAGUGUAUGGGGAGGUAGGGGUGACUUUCCCAUAGUGGAGUGUGGGCUUCCUUGGAGGAUUCAGGCUGUUGGGGAACAGGAGGGAUGGUAAACUGCCUUUCAGCAGGGCUUGCUUCUAGGAAAUUGAUUCUGGCUGCAGUGAGCGUGGAGGCAGGCCUGGAUUCCAGGCAGGCUUCUGCCACGUCCCAGCUGUGUGGCCCUGGACAAAUCAUUUCCCUCUCAGAACCUCAUUGUCCUUGUCUGUAAAAUGCAGACAGCAGUUGCAACGAUCAAAAUAAAUAUUUAUAUAAAGCACCUGGAACAUAACAGGCACAGAGGGAGGGAGGAAGGCUGUGAAGCUGCCUCUGCCCCUUGCCCUGGGUCUUCCCCCACCCCUCCUUUCUUAGCUCCCCUGAGGUCACAAGAGUGUUCUUGACCAUUGUUUAUCAGGGAAAGAUCACAUGGAGAAGCCAACAGAACGGCCAGGAAGCAGCCUGGGUGGAACAGGGUUGGGGAGGAAAGGAACAUGGGUACAUUCUCAGCGUUCCAGGAGGUCUCAGGGUAAAGGCUGCUUGUGUGGGCAAGGGGAGCCUGGCAGGGAAUGAGCUGGUCCCAAUUCCUUCCCCUGAGCUGGGCCCUCAACCUUCAGAGGUGCUCCCUGGGACUGGUCCUACUUCCUCUGCCACCUCUGAUCCCAAGGUGACUCUGCCAAAAUCUGGGGGAUGCCAGCGCUUGUGACGGUGUGACCAGGGAGGGGAAGUGACCCACGCAGCCACCCAGCCUCAGCACUCAUCUGCGCAGCCAUGGAGGCCCUGGGACCUGGGGGCGACCGCGCCUCCCCGGCCUCGUCCACUAGCAGCCUGGACCUGUGGCAUCUGUCCAUGCGCGCGGACUCGGCCUACAGCUCUUUCUCCGCAGCCUCCGGCGGCCCCGAGCCGCGCACGCAGUCGCCGGGGACAGACCUCCUUCCUUACCUAGACUGGGACUACGUGCGUGUGGUUUGGGGCGGCCCGGGCCCCGCCCCGCCCGACGCUGCCCUUUGCACAUCCCCGCGGCCCCGGCCCGCGGUUGCAGCCCGCAGUGGGCCGCAGCCAACAGAGGUCCCGGGGACCCCGGGACCACUGAACAGGCAGGCCACCCCGCUGCUGUACGCGCUGGCGGCCGAGGCGGAGGCCGCGGCGCAGGCUGCCGAGCCGCCCAGCCCGCCGGCCUCGAGGGCCGCCUACCGCCAGCGGCUUCAGGGCGCGCAGCGGCGAGUGCUCCGGGAGACGUCGUUCCAGCGCAAGGAGCUCCGCAUGAGCCUGCCCGCCCGUCUGCGGCCCACUGUCCCAGCGCGGCCCCCGGCGACUCACCCGCGCUCCGCCUCGCUCAGCCACCCGGGCGGGGAGGGGGAGCCGGCGCGCUCCCGGGCUCCCGCGCCAGGAACUGCCGGCCGGGGUCCCCUCGCCAACCAGCAGCGGAAGUGGUGCUUCUCAGAGCCAGGAAAGCUGGAUCGUGUGGGUCGGGGCGGUGGGCCGGCGCGGGAAUGCCUGGGUGAGGCCUGCUCCAGCUCUGGCCUCCCUGGGCCCGAGCCCUUGGAGUUCCAGCAUCCGGCGCUGGCUAAGUUUGAAGAUCACGAGGUCGGAUGGCUGCCCGAGACGCAACCCCAAGGCUCCAUGAACCUGGACUCCGGGUCCUUGAAGCUCGGUGAUGCCUUCAGGCCCGCCAGUCGGAGUCGGAGCGCUUCAGGCGAAGUCUUGGGUUCCUGGGGAGGAUCAGGAGGGACCAUACCCAUUGUCCAGGCUGUUCCCCAAGGAGCAGAAACCCCCAGACCAUUGUUUCAGACCAAACUUUCCAGGUUCUUGCCUCAGAAAGAGGCUGCGGUGAUGUAUCCUGCAGAGUUACCCCAGAGCAGCCCUGCUGACAGUGAACAGAGGGUCUCAGAGACCUGCAUUGUGCCUGCCUGGCUCCCCUCCCUUCCUGAUGAAGUGUUCCUAGAAGAGGCCCCACUGGUCAGAAUGAGAUCACCACCAGACCCCCAUGCCUCCCAGGGGCCCCCAGCCAGUGUCCAUGCCUCUGACCAGCCGUAUGGAACUGGCUUAGGCCAAAGAACUGGCCAGGUUACAGUCCCCACAGAGUACCCGCUCCAUGAGUGUCCAGGAACUGCAGGGGCAGAUGACUGCUGGCAGGGGGUGAAUGGUUCUGUAGGUAUUUCCAGGCCCACAAGCCACACCCCCACUGGGACUGCAAAUGAUAACAUCCCAACUAUUGACCCCACUGGACUGACCACCAAUCCCCCCACAGCUGCAGAGAGUGACCUCCUCAAACCUGUCCCAGCUGAUGCCUUGGGACUUUCAGGCAAUGAUACUCCAGGUCCCUCUCACAAUACUGCCCUAGCCAGGGGCACUGGCCAGCCUGGUUCCAGGCCCACAUGGCCUAGUCAGUGCCUCGAGGAGCUGGUUCAGGAGCUGGCCAGAUUAGAUCCCUCUCUAUGUGACCCUCUUGCUUCCCAGCCCAGCCCAGAGCCACCCCUGGGCCUGCUGGAUGGACUGAUUCCUUUAGCAGAGGUCCGGGCUGCAAUGCGGCCUGCCUGUGGGGAGGCUGGAGAGGAGGCUGCCAGUACUUUUGAGCCAGGGUCCUAUCAGUUCAGCUUCACCCAGCUCCUGCCGGCUCCUCGGGAGGAGACAAGGCUUGAAAACCCUGCCACCCACCCUGUGCUUGACCAGCCAUGUGGGCAGGGGCUCCCUGCACCAAACAACAGCAUCCAGGGCAAGAAAGUGGAGCUGGCCGCCCGCCUCCAAAAGAUGCUUCAGGACCUUCACACGGAGCAGGAGCGGCUGCAGGGGGAGGCACAAGCGUGGGCCAGGCGCCAAGCGGCUCUGGAGGCUGCAGUGCGCCAGGCCUGUGCCCCUCAGGAGCUGGAGCGGUUCAGCCGGUUCAUGGCCGACCUAGAGCGCGUGCUUGGCCUUCUGCUGCUGCUGGGCAGUCGCCUGGCGCGCGUGCGCCGCGCCCUGGCCCGGGCGGCCUCAGACAGCGACCCUGAUGAGCAGGCCUCCCUGCUGCAGCGACUCCGGCUCCUGCAGCGGCAGGAGGAGGACGCCAAGGAGCUGAAGGAGCACGUAGCGCGGCGCGAGCGGGCCGUGCGGGAGGUGCUGGUGCGAGCACUACCGGUGGAGGAGCUGCGCGUCUAUUGCGCCCUGCUGGCGGGCAAGGCCGCCGUCCUGGCCCAGCAGCGCAACCUGGACGAGCGCAUCCGCCUCCUUCAGGACCAACUGGACGCCAUCAGGGACGACCUUGGCCAUCAUGCCCCGUCUCCCAGCCCGGCGCGGCCCCCAGGGACCUGUCCUCCAGUUCAGCCGCCCUUCCCUCUUCUCCUUACAUAGUUAUAGGUGGAGAGGGUGGGGUGCACCGCCCCUAUCUCUCACCCACGUAAGUGGGGUGAUGCUGAUUUAGUCUCUGCUUUUCCCUUGAGGGAUUGGGGAGGACCCAGUCCAGGCCUUUCUAAGAUACUCCUCCAGCCGGGCGCGGUGGCUCACGCCUGUAAUCCCAGCACUUUGGGAGGCCGAGGCGGGCGGAUCACAAGGUCAGGAGAUCGAGACCAUCCUGGCUAACACGGUGAAACCCCGUCUCUACUAAAAAUAUAAAAAAUUAGCCGGGCGUGGUGGCGGGUGCCUGUAUUGCCAGCUACUCGGAAGGCUGAGGCAGGAGAAUGGCGUGAACCUGGGAGGUGGAGCUUGCAGUGAGCGGACAUCGCGCCACUGCACUCCAGCCUGGGCGACAGAGCAAGACUCCGUCUCAAAAAAAAAAAAAAAAAAAAAAAAAAAAAAGAUACUUCUCCAAAGUGUUCUCAUGUGGCCUCACCCAGGUCUUGUGUAUUAUUUGGUAAUUAAUUUAUGGAUCUUAAAAACUGCAGUAUUCCCCCAUUUUGUGAUGAGAGUGUGGGGCUGGCAGGGGUUGGUUGGAGGGAGGAGAGAAGACAGAGGAGCACUUAAGGUGCAAAGCAGCCUAUUUUUUCUUCAAUAAAAAUUGUUAAGAGAA